GUCGUCCAGGGCUGAAUUCACUCUUUUAUAUAUUCUUUUCUUCCUCAACUCUCUGCCUCUUCUAUCUUUUCAAUGUCAUCCAUGUAAGAGGAAGAAUUAAUUUCUUAGUUAGAGAUAGACAAGAUUAAAGCAAGUAAUCAUGGGGAUCAGAUUCAUACUAAUGGUGAAUAAGCAAGGACAAACCCGUCUUGCCCAGUAUUACGAAUACCUCACUCUUGAAGAAAGACGUGCCCUUGAGGGUGAAAUUGUACGCAAAUGCCUUGCCCGCAACGAACAACAGUGUUCAUUUGUGGAGCAUCGUACCUACAAAAUUGUCUAUAGGCGAUAUGCAUCACUCUUUUUCCUUGUUGGAGUUGAUAAUGAAGAAAAUGAACUAGCUAUUUUGGAAUUCAUUCACCUCUUAGUUGAAACUAUGGAUCGUCAUUUUGGCAAUGUGUGCGAGCUAGAUAUCAUGUUUCAUCUUGAGAAAGCGCACUUCAUGUUGGAGGAAAUGGUAAUGAAUGGGUGUAUUGUUGAGACAAGCAAGGCAAAUAUUCUGACUCCAAUUCAACUAAUGGACAAAGCAUCAUAAGAAUCCACUCUUAUGCACAAAAGGUUUCGAAGCAUCAUGGUGAACCAUUUGUUUUGUGAAGUGUUCCUUCUUUGAUUGGUUUGUAUGAGGAAAACAAUCUUUAUUUCCAUUACAAUGCUAUGCAUCUGCUUUGACAACAUAUAAGGAGGAUAAAUUGCUUUGGUUAUUUUACUUGUUUGACUUGG
Solanum stenotomum is the source of this 756-nucleotide messenger RNA. Its product is annotated as AP-4 complex subunit sigma. The record is from RefSeq and is a predicted model, not a curated record. Gene Ontology annotation, biological process: vesicle-mediated transport; protein transport. Gene Ontology annotation, cellular component: intracellular membrane-bounded organelle. The transcript has 5 exons. NCBI's taxonomy places the organism in Eukaryota, Viridiplantae, Streptophyta, Magnoliopsida, Solanales, Solanaceae. The coding region runs from base 140 to 571 and encodes 143 amino acids.